AUGCCCGCUCUUCCAAAAAUCAGUGCCCCGCAGCACAUUCUCCAGCUUCUGUCUGAGCUUCAUCGGAAGUCCCUGGACCAGGAAGCUGCCCUAUCAGCCACCGGGAAGGUUUUCUCUGCCCAGCUAAAAGGCGAUCUAGAAGACCAGCACCGAGAUGAGAACCCCGACGACAAAUUCGACAAGCUCAUGCUUGAUAAAUUCAUCGCCCUGGAUGAAGACAAAUGCCAGUUCACCUAUCAGCUCAUCAACGCCAUGGGUGCGACCAAUGUUGUUGAAGCGGGAACUAGCUUCGGAGUCAGCACUAUUUACCUUGCUCUAGCCGUUGGUAAAACAAAGGCCGCCACUGGCAAGACUGGGACAGUCAUAGCCACCGAGAAGGAGGCGCAAAAGGCAAAUGUUGCGCGGAAGUACUGGGCACAGUGUGGUGCAGUGGUUGAGCAGCAGAUUGACCUGAGAGUGGGCGACCUCCUCGAAACUCUGAAGGAAGGGUUACCACAGAUUGAUCUUCUUCUCCUUGAUAUCUGGUCAGCCCUUGCUCUUCCGACACUCAAAACCGUCCUUCCUCGUCUUCGGCACGGUGCGGUUGUGCUCACAGACAACACGAUAUCGGGCGCUGAGGGUUACAAGGACCUUUUGGCGUUUCUACGAACACCGGAAAAUGGCUUUCAAAACAUGACUCUUCCCUUCACCAAUGGGUUUGAGAUGAGUGUAUAUCUACCAGGGACAGAUUAG
Messenger RNA from Colletotrichum truncatum, 732 nucleotides. Its product is annotated as O-methyltransferase MdmC. The record is from RefSeq and is a predicted model, not a curated record. NCBI's taxonomy places the organism in Eukaryota, Fungi, Ascomycota, Sordariomycetes, Glomerellales, Glomerellaceae. Gene Ontology annotation, molecular function: O-methyltransferase activity.